AAAAACAUUGACAAAUAUCAUAUCUCUACAUGUCUUGUUUAAUACUAUAUUAAUCUACAUAAUAAUCAUAUUCUUUGUUCUUUCCGCUUUCACGUCUUUCUUUGGGAAUCUUUUUUGGUCUACAACGUCAAAAGCUGUCUAAAAUAACAAAACUCUGUAAUGGAGAUCACUAUAAAAAAAAAUUCGACUUUUUGAUGUGUUUGACAUUGUUUGAAUUAUACCCCACAAUGUUCAAUUUCACUUCACCUACUACAUACAACUGGUAAAAAUUCUCAAUCUAUUAUUACUUACUUAUCUAUUAUUCUUCAAAGUCAAGGUUGCCACGACCAGAAAUGCGUAGGACGAUCCUAUUUUUCGCCUUGUUUCUGGUGGUGGAAUCAGCUGAAUUUUUCCCAAAUGAAAGAGAUGCUUUGUUGCAGCUGAGAGAUAGUGUAAAUUCAAGUGUUGUUGAUUUACAUUCACAUUGGACAGGGCCUCCUUGUUACUACAACCAGAGUAAAUGGGCUGGAAUUUCGUGUUCUGAUGGCCAUGUAAAUCAACUUGUUUUAGAAGGAAUUCAGUUAACUGGUUCACUUCCACCAACAUUCUUGUUGCACAUAACUUAUUUGACAAAAAUCAGCUUUAGGAACAAUUUAUUUUAUGGUCCUGUUCCUAAUCUCACAGGACUAAUCGACCUGGAAUUUGUGUUUCUUUCAGAUAAUCGAUUUUCAGGUUUGAUUCCGUUUGGGUACGUUGAGUUAAAGAAACUAACAGAUUUGGAGCUCCAGGGGAAUGAGCUUGAAGGUUCAAUUCCACCAUUUAAUCAACAGAGUUUGAUUGGUUUCAAUGUGUCUUCGAAUAAACUGGAAGGGCCUAUCCCUGAAACUCCUGUUCUGAAGAGGUUUUCAAAGAGUAGUUAUGAGAAUAACGCGAAUUUGUGUGGUGAAGUUGUAGGAAUACCUUGUUCAAUAUCACCAGCAAGUCCACCUAAAGCACCAAGUGAAAAGAAAAAGAAUGGGCUUAAAGUAUGGAGUAUUGCUUUGAUUGCAGCAGCAGUAACAGUACUUGUUCUUGUCUCAAUCAUGUUCAUCUUUUUCCGUUACUUUAGAAGAUCUAAAAGAAAGGGAACACAAGGAGAAGACAAACAAGGUAAUAUUUCAAUAGAGAAUGUGGUAAAGAGAAGUUAUUGGUCCAAGAGCACAGAAGAUCCAGAAAAAACAUUGGACUUAAUAUUCUUUGAAAAGGAUAUGUCAGUCUUUGACAUGGAUGACUUGUUAAGGGCAUCAGCUGAAGUUUUAGGAAAAGGAAAACUAAGCACAACAUAUAAAGCAAUACUGGAAUCUGGUUCUGUUGUUGCUGUUAAGAGACUCAAAGAAAUGAAUUCUUUGAGCAAAAAGGAAUUCACACAACAGAUUCAGUUGCUUGGGAAAUUGAAACAUGAAAAUCUAGUGGAGAUGAUGUCCUUCUACUAUUCCAAGGAUGAGAAGCUCAUUGUUUAUGAAUAUGUUCCACAAGGAGACUUGUUUGAGCUCUUGCAUGAAAACAGAGGCAUUGGGAGACAACCACUAAACUGGACAGCAAGAAUAUCCAUCAUAAAAGAUGUAGCAAAGGGUCUAAAUUUCUUGCACCAGUCUUUACAAUCACAAAAGGUGCCACAUGGGAACAUUAGAUCAAAAAAUGUUCUAAUCCAGCAAGACCAAAACAAGAACUACCAUUCUAAGCUGACAGAUUAUGGAUUCUUUCCUUUGUUACCAUCUAAAGAAUCCUUAAGAAAAUUAGCAGUAGGAAAAUCUCCAGAGUUCUCUCAAGGGAAAAAGUUAACAAGAAAAGCUGAUAUCUAUUGCUUUGGUAUUCUUCUGUUGGAAGUGAUCACUGGAAAAAUACCAGGUGAAUUGUUUUCACCAGAAAAUGGGGUUACUAGUUAUGUUGAUGAUGAUUUAUCAGAGUGGGUAAGGACAGUGGUGAAUAAUGACUGGUCAACAGACAUUUUGGAUAUGGAAAUACUUGCACAAAAAGAAGGGUAUGAUGAAAUGUUGAAGCUUACUCAAUUGGCUUUGCAGUGUACUGAUGAGGCACCAGAAAAGAGGCCUAAGAUGAGUGAAGUGUUGAGAAGAAUUGAAGAGAUUGAGCUUGAACCAAAGAAUUUAGUCACUGAUGUGGAAGAUGAUUCAAUCUCUUAGUUGAAGACUUGAACUUUCCCUCCUAAAUUGUAAUCAAGCCGUGGCAGCGACAUCAACAUAUCCAGUAUAUUAGGUGGAAUUUGAACAAUACAUUCAAUAUAAUCUCAACCGAAGUCAAGAGUCUGAAAAUAUAUCCAAUAUAAUCUCAACUGAAGUUGGAGUCUGAAGAGAAUACAGUGAAGUGUAAACAUUAUCCAACCUAAUCCCAUUGGGUGAAAUACGAAAGAAGAUAAGAGUAUACACAUACAUUAUCCUACCCCAACCAAACAUGAAAGUAAAGAAGGAUAAAAUAUGCACAUACUUUACUCUUACAUAAUAGAGUAUAAUAGAGUAUGUGCAUACCUUACCCUAUAAUUAAGGGUUGAGAAGCUGGUAGGAAGAGGCUUUUAGCUCAACAGCAGAGUAAACUUAGUCUGAUGAUCUUACUCACAUUCUACAAGUUAAUUCUUUGUAGAUAUUGAUUUUGUUUUUGUUUUUUCAUUAUUAAAUCUUUUCCUUGAUGAAAACACCCUUUUUGUAGGAAUAGCAUAUACAGUUUUCUUUUU
Molecule: messenger RNA, 2704 nt
Organism: Solanum lycopersicum (tomato)
Lineage: Eukaryota; Viridiplantae; Streptophyta; Magnoliopsida; Solanales; Solanaceae
Product: probable leucine-rich repeat receptor-like protein kinase At1g68400
Biological process (GO): protein phosphorylation
Molecular function (GO): ATP binding; protein kinase activity
Source: RefSeq, a predicted model, not a curated record